AUGAACGGUGCCGACGCCAAGCACACUGCUAUGAAUUCUGCCGGACCGCAAAUCCCGUACUUCUUCGGGAAGAAGAAGGAUGGGACGACACAGAAUGGCACCCGUUGGCUUCUGCGAAAGAUUCUCUCUAACGAGAGCGUGUCCCAAGCUACCGAGAAAGACCUUCAAACAUUUAAGAACCUCUUCCUCGGCCGGUACGGAAGACGCGAUGUGGCAGAUAAGUCCUCGCUGCCAAAGCUCCAGAAGCUACGCCAAUCGCCGGACGAAACGUUGCUCGAGUACUACCACCGAGCGAUAGAUCUUCUUCUUAAUUGUAGCGGGCAAGACCACGAGAACGGGUCGUUGUACGGAGCGUAUAAGCACUCCGUCCUGCAACAGAAGCGCCUAGAGACAGAGCGCAAACUUGUGGACGUAAUGAUUGAGAACAAGAGACUGGAACUUAUAGACGAGCUCAUACUAGCACUGACCGUCAAAGAUGGCCGAUCAGAUACGUUCCGAAUCCCGGCAGACAAGAUAGACGCCCUCAACCAGCUGAAAGACCUGUCUAGGCGAGACCCUUACCCGUUUGACCGUUACAAGCUCCGUGCGCUAACUAUAGAAGUACCAGCAGUUCCUGUCCCGAACCAGAAGCUGCUUACCGCACACGGUGGACUGAGUUCGUUCGAGGAGAUAUUGGCCCUGUGUGACAAGUAUGGCUAUACGCUCCUCCCGAAACGCAAUCAGCAGGGAAAAGCCGUACUACCGCCGCCGCUAGCCUCGGUGCUACCGAGCAACCCGACACCGAGCAACCCAACAACCAGCCGUACGUUCGAUCGUAGGUUUGACCUAAAGACAUCGCGAAACGAGUUCGUCAAUGGUUCUCGCAAGUAUGACCGCUCAAUAGGAUUCCUUUGUAUCAAAGACGGCGUCUUGGGCUACAAGGCAGUCAAGGGUACCGAAUGCCUAGGCAACCCUCCACCACUAUCACGAGACGAACAGAAUGUGCUCAAGAACGUGUCGGGAGUAUCAGCGGGGUCUCAGGCGUUAGGGCCGAACGCGAUCACCCUACCGGUACGGCGUACAGUCGGGUACGUCACUGACGACGGGGAAUCGGACGUCGAAAGCGUGUAUGAUUCGUACAGGAUAUUCACGCCGGAAGACACCGAAGACGAAGCCCCUAAGCGCAAGGAACGAGUGGACUUCUACGCCAACCUGGGCGACAAGGUGUUAGGCGAAGAACUCACUAAGCUCUCGAUGCCGGCCGUUCGCACCGAGCCGGGAAAGCAUGUUCAGCGUUUCGACCCGAUGGCCGGACGACCGGGCAAAGCACCGGAGGCACUAGGCGGAGCACUAGAAGCUCCAGAGCAACCUGACCGAGUCCACCGCCUACUGGGCAUACACGACCUAAUCGACCACGAUGUCGACAACCCUAUGGUGGAAGGCCCACCGCCGCCACCGGGAUUUAUCCCAAUACUGCCGGCGGCUCCCAAGAAAAAGAAGAAGUCUCGGAAGGAGCUGUAA
Sphaerulina musiva SO2202 is the source of this 1500-nucleotide messenger RNA. RefSeq lists its product as uncharacterized. NCBI's taxonomy places the organism in Eukaryota, Fungi, Ascomycota, Dothideomycetes, Mycosphaerellales, Mycosphaerellaceae. The record is from RefSeq and is a predicted model, not a curated record. The transcript has 6 exons. The coding region runs from base 1 to 1500 and encodes 499 amino acids.